AGCUCUGGAAAUCGGUGCAGUUUAUUGCGAACGAUAGUGGCAAAAUGAGGGUUUUAGUGUUGCUCCUGUGCCUCUGGCAAGUUUCUGGGAUUUACAGUGAUCUCGAUUGGUGGAGAACCGCCAAUGUGUAUCAGAUCUACCCCAGAUCCUACAAGGACUCCGAUGGCGAUGGCACUGGCGAUCUCAAUGGCAUCACCGAGCGUCUGCCCUAUCUGAAGUCCCUGGGGAUUCAUGCCAUUUGGCUAUCGCCCAUCUUCGUGUCGCCGAUGAAGGACUUUGGCUACGACAUUGCGAACUUUGAGGACAUUGAUCCCAUUUUUGGGAACAUGCAAGACCUUGAGAAUCUCGUGAAAAUCGCCCAUGAACUCGGGAUUAAAGUCCUGCUAGACUUUGUGCCCAAUCACUCGAGUGAUCAGCAUCAGUGGUUCAUAGAUUCGGCUAAUAAUGUGGAUGAAUUCAAGGAUUACUACAUGUGGCAUCCGGGAAAGACUGAUCCAGAUAAUGCCGAAAAGAAAAUCCCUCCAAAUAACUGGCUUAGCGCUUUUCGCGGAAGUGCCUGGCAAUGGAAUGAGGCCAGAGGAGAAUUCUAUCUUCACCAGUUUGCCGCUGGCCAGCCUGAUCUGAACUACAGGAACCCAAAGGUGGUGGACGCAAUGAAGAAUGUCCUGAGAUUCUGGCUGCAAAAGGGCGUGGAUGGAUUCCGAGUGGAUGCAGUUCCUCAUCUCUUCGAAGUCCCCCAGGAAAAUGGUGCCUAUCCUGAUGAGCCUCCAAGUGGUAAUACAGAUGACAAGGAGGAUCACGCGUAUCUCAAGCACAUCUACACGAUGGACUUGCCAGAAACUGUUCAGAUGGUGUAUCAGUGGCGUGAAGUUCUGGAUGAAUUUACGAAAGAGGAUGGAAAUACUCGCCUGAUGCUCACUGAAGCAUAUUCCGACAUCAACAUCCUUAUGAGUUACUAUGGCGAUGGAAAGAAGAAUGGAUCUCAGGUUCCGUUCAACUUCUACCUUAUCAUGCAUCUCAAUAACGACUCCAAUGCCCUUGAUUUCAACGAGAACAUCCGCAUUUGGCUGGACAAUUUGCCGGCGGGAUGCGAAGCCAAUUGGGUGCUUGGAAAUCACGAUCAGAGGCGCAUCGGCUCGAGAUUCGGAACUCACCGCAUUGAUGGCAUCAAUAUGAUCCUCAACACAUUACCAGGGAUCAGCAUUACGUACCAAGGCGAGGAGAUUGGAAUGACGGACGUUUUCCUGACGUGGGAAGAGACUGUUGAUCCCGCGGGAUGCAACGCUGGCAAAGAUAAGUAUGAUCUCUUCUCCAGAGAUCCUGCCCGCACCCCAUUCCAGUGGGAUGACUCCACGAGUGCUGGAUUCUCCACGAAUCCCAAGACUUGGCUUCCUGUGUCUCCUCUGUACAAGGACGUCAACGUUGGGAAGGAGAGAUCGGCGCAGAGGAGUCAUCUGAAAGUCUAUAAGCAGCUGCUGCGCCUCAGGACAACCCAAACGCUGAAGAGAGGAUCGAUUGAGACCAAGACUGAGGGCGAGAACGUCUUGAUCAUCACCAGAAGGCUUCCUGGCUUCGACACUUUCUUCACAAUCGUCAACAUUGGCUCUGAAAGAGAGGCUGUGGACGUUCGAGGACUCUUCUCAGGACGCCUGACCGUUGAAAUUGCUUCCGUGGCGUCCGAGAGACAAUCUGGGGAAACUUUGAGAAGUCCCACUCUUUGGCUGGAGCCUCACGAAGCCCUGAUCAUCAGAGGAUCAGCUGGAGCUUCUUACUCCGUCUAUCUAAUGAACAAUGAAGUGUAAAUCAUAAACAACUUUAUAUCUUA
Molecule: messenger RNA, 1825 nt
Organism: Phlebotomus argentipes
Lineage: Eukaryota; Metazoa; Arthropoda; Insecta; Diptera; Psychodidae
Product: maltase A3-like
Exons: 1
Coding region: 45-1802 (585 amino acids)
Biological process (GO): carbohydrate metabolic process
Source: RefSeq, a predicted model, not a curated record